AUGCGCGGUGCCUCCAUCCUCAAAGCCAACGACGACAAGACCCGCUCCCUUAACAAGCACACCCUCAUGGCCUUCGUAGGCGAAGCUGGUGACACGGUUCAAUUCGCCGACUACGCCCAAGCCAACAUCCAACUCUACAGCAUGCGCAACAACUCUGAGCUCUCGCCCUAUGAGGUAUCAUCCUUCAUUCGAAGUGAGCUGGCCAAGAGCUUGCGGUCGAAGAACCCGUACACAGUGAAUCUGCUGCUUGGAGGUUACGACGCCAUCAAGCAGAAGCCGGAGCUGUUUUGGAUCGAUUAUCUGGCGUCGUCAGCACCAGUGCCAUACGCGGCACACGGGUAUGCGCAGUACUACUGUCUAUCCAUCCUGGACAAGCAUCAUCAUCCGGAUAUCAGCUUUGAGCAGGGCAUGAAGUUGUUGAGGAUGUGUACGGACGAGUUGAAGAGGCGGUUACCGAUUGACUUCAAGGGUGUGCUUGUGAAGGUGGUGAACAAGGACGGUGUGACAUUGCAGGAGUAUCCAGAAGGCGAGCAGAUGUAUGCGCCGUAG
This is a messenger RNA of Recurvomyces mirabilis, 549 nucleotides long. It is a transcript of the gene PRE1, whose product is annotated as Proteasome subunit beta type-4. Gene Ontology annotation, biological process: proteasomal protein catabolic process. Gene Ontology annotation, cellular component: nucleus; proteasome core complex, beta-subunit complex; proteasome core complex. NCBI's taxonomy places the organism in Eukaryota, Fungi, Ascomycota, Dothideomycetes, Mycosphaerellales, Teratosphaeriaceae. The transcript has a single exon. Bases 1 to 549 code for a protein of 182 amino acids. The record is from RefSeq and is a predicted model, not a curated record.